Messenger RNA from Cylicocyclus nassatus, 1055 nucleotides. The record is from the annotation of a GenBank genome assembly. Lineage: Eukaryota; Metazoa; Nematoda; Chromadorea; Rhabditida; Strongylidae.
AUGAAAGUUCUGUAUCGCCAUAAAUUUUGGCGAUAUCGGAAGCAGAUAUUAUUUGCUCUUAUCGCUGCUGUCUUUGCCUGGUGGCCACCGUAUAAUGUCGAUGUUGCUUCAGAGACUAGUCGAGCUGUAGCGGGUAAAACGUUUCGGGUCGUUGCAGAAAACAAUCCUCGACUUCAUCGCCGUCUGGCGGAACCACUUUGUCGGGCGACGAAUGAGACAUUAAAACUGCUUGUCAUUGUGAAAUCAUCAUUCCAUAACGAACAGCAAAGAAGUGCGAUCAGAAAGACAUGGGGAUCAAAGAAAGGAUCUGUUCGUGUAGUGUUCAUUGUGGGAGUUGUGCCCAGUGCUUCCUCAGCACUUAAUCGUGCUUUAGCUAGAGAGAUUGAGGCUCAAAGUGAUAUACUUCAAGUUGACGUUAUUGACACUUAUAGGAACAAUACGUUAAAGUUCUUUCACUCCAUAAACUAUGCUUUCAAGUCUGCUGGUGGAUGUUCAGCGUCUGAUUUUGUUCUGCUCGUAGACGACGAUUAUAUGGUGCACGUUGACAUGCUUCUUCGCUACAUAUCUAGCAAAAAUCCUUCUCAGCAACUGUACGAGGGGUGGAGAUUUGAUACUGCACCGUUCAGAUUUCGGUUGCAUAAACAUGCAGUUUCAUUGGACAACUACCCUUUUAAUCGAUAUCCACCUUAUAUAUCGGCUGGUGCUGUGUUACUUUCACGUAAAACAAUCUCUUAUUUCUAUUAUGCAAUGCAACUUGUUAGGCUGUACUCCUUCGACGACAUAUAUGCUGGUAUAAUUGCAUAUUUGCUCAAAAUUACACCAAAGCACAAUGAAGCCUUUGUCUUUUGGAGCAGAAGUAUUAGUCCUGAAGAAUGGCGAAGUGGUAAAGUGUUAGCUGCUCAUGGAUAUCCAUACGAUCGUUUGCUUGAUGGGUAUCCUUUGCUUGAUGAGCGUGCAUGAGUAGUCGAGAUACAUGUAUAAUUCUAGGGAUUGUAGGUCUUUUCUUGCUAACGUGGAUUUUUAUCACCGCUCCGAUAUUGUACGGGUCCUUUGAA